AUGGCUUACAAUGAGCAGAACCAAACCUUCUCACUCUUGAAAAUCCCCUUACACAAGGAUAAAGAUGCUUUGAAGCAUUUGAUAUCGCUCUUACAGCAUCGUCACUGCUCAAGUCAAUUGAUACAGCAUAUAACCGCCCUUCAUGACGAACCCCAGUCAUCCACUAUCGCUCUUGUCGGCUCCUCUAUCGAUGGCUAUCUUGUCAGGUCGGACAUCGUCUCCUUUCGCCUUCAGCAUGUCCAGUCUAUUCCAACAAUCUACGACAUAGCGAUGCCAUGCUCAUGGAUGCCAGCAAUGCCAACAGAGAUCCAAGGACGUCUCCCUGCGGCUGGAGACCUUGACUCACUCCUGGAGUCAACCAUCAGCAUUGCCAUCAUCCAGGGACCUGAUCAGAGCAGCCUCGAUUCCAUCUUCACCCGGCUGUUCGAAGAGCUAAACAACAAAUUGAACAUGCCCAUGACUCUCACUGAGCCUCCCGUAACUAGGAGAAUCUGUGUUGUAGGCGGAGGAUACAACUACAGCUUCCGCGCAGACCUGUUCAAGGGAGCAGCAGCAGUUGGUGUGAAGCUGGUCAUCGUCGAUAAGCCAGGACACUGGGUUCAGCUGCUAGAGGGUAAUGAGUGCGAGGCUUUUUUGCCCAUCGACAUGACUCGAGAUGAAGGCUUUAGUGGUCGCAUUGUGGCCAGUUGUCGAGCAUCAGGGCUGCAAUUUGAUGGCAUCACUACAUACGCUGAUGACCUGCGUGUGCCAACUGCACGGGCUGCCCAGGAGCUCGGCCUUCCAACAGACUCGCCAGAAGCAUUGGAAAUAUGCACAAGUAAAGACAAGUUCCGUCAGAACUUCCCCAUCGAAGGCUAUCCGUCUCUCUGCGUCUCCUCAAUGGCCGAGUUCCAUGCUAGGGCUGACGAGCUGGUGCCCCAUUUCCCCUUCAUAAUCAAACCUCGAAACGGAGCAAACUCGGCCGGCGUUGCCAAAGCCGAAACGCUUGCUGAGGCUGAGAAUCUUGUGGAGGCGACGAUUCGCUCUGGUUCUGCCGCACUGGUGGAAAAGUAUAUUGAUGGACCCGAGGUUGAUAUAGAUUUUGUCUUCAUCGACGGCGAGGUUGCAUUCUGCGACAUCACUGAUGAGCCGCCGUGUACGGCCGAGUUAUUUGGUCCUGAAGAUGCACCCGCCUCUUUCAUAGAGUCCAAGGCGAUAUAUCCCGGCAUGUUACCGCCCUCUGAACAUUCAGUUUUGCGUGAGACAGCGCUGGCAGCACUGACAAAACUCGGCUUCAAGCAUGGCGUGUUCCACAUGGAGGCCCGUGUCAUUGACUCCUCCAUGCAAUGGAGUCGUGGUAAAGAUGAAAGAAAGCUCCCCUAUCUCGAAAAGAAAGCAACGGAAAAAGAAGUGCAGCCGAGGGCCAUGCUUAUAGAGAUCAACCCGCGCACGCAGGGCCACGCCUGUACAGCAGCUAUCACAUCCUGCUACGGCAUUGAUUUCACCUUGCUGCAACUUCUCCUUUGUAUAGAAGACACACAUCGUGCGCGCCUUUUAUCCGUUCCAUUUACGGACUUGAAGAAUACGUGUUCAAUCGUCGAGUGUAUGAUUACACCGCGAGAGGGCGUCUUCCACGGGGAAAAUAUGUUUGAUGAUCUGAGAGGCAGGCUGCCCCAUUUGAUGGAGAGAGUUGUAGACGAGGUCAUAUUUUACAAAGACGGCGACACUGUCAAAGACCCCAGCAAGCGGGCUUCGUGGUUGGCAUAUUUCACUGUGAAGAGUGAGGAAGGGCGGGAGGAUGCCAUGAGAAUUGGCGAUGACAUUAGAAAGAAUUUGAGAUAUGAAAUUGUCUAA
Trichoderma gamsii is the source of this 1833-nucleotide messenger RNA. RefSeq lists its product as hypothetical. The coding region runs from base 1 to 1833 and encodes 610 amino acids. Gene Ontology annotation, molecular function: metal ion binding; ATP binding. The transcript has a single exon. The record is from RefSeq and is a predicted model, not a curated record. NCBI's taxonomy places the organism in Eukaryota, Fungi, Ascomycota, Sordariomycetes, Hypocreales, Hypocreaceae.